UAGUUUCAUUCAGCGUUGAACUUACAAAAUCUCAAAUCCCAAAAAUUUCAAAUUUCACUUUUAGAAAAAUCAAAAUCCCUAAAAUCUGAAUUGUGCAAAUCUGUCAAAUUACAAUGGCAGAAAAUCCUCCCGAAACGGUGCCGUUUAACUCACAACCUCCUUCUUCUUCUUCCUCUUCGCAGAAAUCGCCACAAGAUCCAUCUCCGUCUCAGGUCCCGGUGUUUUCCAAUUUGCCGGCGUUUCCGGGUGGAUAUUAUCAAGUGUUUCCUGGUAUGUACCCUGCAUUGAUUCCAGGGUUAACACCGCAACAAAAUGAGGAACAUGCGAACCGUGGAGCUGGCUUAUAUGCUGUUCCUGUUAAUUCUUUUGAUAGACAUGUUACUGGACUUCCAUACAACACUCUGAUUCCGUUGACUUACCGCACACCCACCAGGCCAAGUUCUGAAGCUGCUGCUGGCAGUGAAAAUCAGGGGCAAGCAGCACAACAACAGCCCGCCCCACAGAGACAAGUUGUUGUUAGGAGAUUUCAAAUUGCAUUCCAAAUCGAUUUGCUACUUAUGUUGAAGCUGGCAGCUGUAAUCUUUUUGUUCAACCAAGAUGGAUCAAGGCAGAGGCUUGUUGUCCUUGUUUUAUUUGCUGUCAUUGUAUAUUUAUACCAAACUGGGGCUCUGACACCAAUAAUAAGAUGGCUAUCACAAGGUAUGCAAAGAGCUGCAGCACCUCCUCGUCCACCAAGACCUGCAGCCAGGGCUGAAAAUGUACCUGCUGCAAGGCAGGAGGUUGACAAUGCUGCUCCAGCAGCAGAGGGUCAACCUGAAGCUGCCGUUGGGAACCCGCCUGCUAAUGAUGCAGACCGCGCAAUCGAGAAUGAGAAUGUCGUAGAAGCUAACAGAGGCAAUGGUGGUAACCAGUGGUGGGGCAUUGUAAAGGAAAUCCAGAUGAUUGUUUUUGGAUUUAUCACUUCCCUACUCCCUGGGUUCCACAAUCAUAUGGAUUAACAUACAAACCUAUGGGAGCAUGGCAGAAAAUAGGAGAGGGUUUUCUGAAAUAAGAAUAUGUAUAGCAACAGAAGUUCCAAGCGUCAUAACUAAUACAUAGUUAGGUGCAACUAAAAAUUAUAAAUUUAAGGAAAAACAAAAGUAUGGCGAUACUAUUUAGUGUGCCAUUUUUGUAUCAUUACAUGAAUUGUUGAUAGAACAGUUUUUGUGGCUUCUAGGGCACAGAGAAGUGCUUUGUACUUCAGGGGCAGUAGUUAUUCCACCCCUGAUGUCUGUUUAUUUAUGAUUGUUAGUGUUUGAUGAGUUGAUAUUUCAAACCAAUGCCAAAUUUCUCUCUAAUUUUCUGAAGUUCA
Cicer arietinum (chickpea) is the source of this 1351-nucleotide messenger RNA. RefSeq lists its product as uncharacterized. Lineage: Eukaryota; Viridiplantae; Streptophyta; Magnoliopsida; Fabales; Fabaceae. The record is from RefSeq and is a predicted model, not a curated record.